AAUUAAUGGCUUCUUUUACUAGAGCAUUAAGCUCAUUCUUUGCCUUGCUCCUCCUCCUCCUCCUAGUUAUUGUAACAGAAGCUAGGAAUCUUAAUAAAUUAGGAUUUGUUAGAACAAAAGGAGCCCAUUUUGUACUAAAUGGAUCCCCAUUUCUCUUCAAUGGUUUCAACUCGUAUUGGCUGAUGCAUGUUGCAGCUGACCCAACUGAGAGAUACAAAGUCUCAGAGGUUUUCCAGGAAGCCUCUGCUGCUAGCCUUUCUGUAUGCAGGACUUGGGCUUUUAGCGAUGGAGGUGAUACAGCAUUGCAAAUAUCUCCUGGAGUCUACGAUGAACGUGUUUUUCUGGGAUUGGAUUUUGUGAUCUCUGAAGCAAGAAAGUAUGGGAUUCGUUUAAUAUUGAGCUUUGUGAAUAACUACAAAGAUUUUGGAGGGAGAAGUCAAUAUGCUCAGUGGGGGAAAAAUGCAGGAAUUCAGAUUAACAGUGAUGAUGAUUUUUAUACUCAUUCAGUUCUUAAAGAUUAUUACAAGAACCAUGUUAAGAAAGUAGUGACAAGAGUCAAUACCAUGACUGGAAUAGCAUACAGGGAUGACACUACAAUAAUGGCAUGGGAACUUAUGAAUGAGCCUCGUUGCGAUGCUGAUUAUUCUGGAAAAACUGUUCAUGGAUGGGUUCAAGAGAUGGCUAGUUUUGUGAAAUCACUGGAUAGAAAACACUUGCUGGAGAUAGGAAUGGAAGGAUUUUAUGGCGACUCAAUGCCUGAAAAGAAACAAUUUAAUCCUGGUUACCAAGUUGGAACAGAUUUCAUUAGCAGCAACCUUAUUAGGGAGAUUGAUUUUGCCACUAUACAUGCAUACACUGACCAAUGGUUGUCAGGACAAAGUGAUGAUGCUCAAGGAGUAUUCAUGCAAAGGUGGAUGACAAGUCAUUGGCAAGAUUCAAGAACCAUAUUAAAGAAGCCAUUGGUGCUUGCUGAAUUUGGAAAAUCUAGCAAAGAUCCAGGAUACAAUCAAAAUGUAAGAGACACUUUCAUGAGCUCAGUUUACAGAAAUGUAUACAAUUUCGCGAAAGCGGGAGGAACUAUGGCAGGGAGCUUAAUAUGGCAACUGGUGGCACAAGACAUGAGCAACUUUGACGAUGGUUACUCAAUUAUCUUAGCACAAAAUCCUUCAACUGCAGGACUCAUUUCAGGCCAAUCUCAUGCCAUGACAGCUUUGGCUCAUUUGGUUAAUAGCCCCCAUGUUUAUCCUUUUAGCCAGUCAAAUGGCCAUCAUCCCUUAGGUGUUGGACAUCACCCAUUGGGAGUGGGACAUCAUCGUUUUGGCGGAUGAGGUCAUCCAAAUAAAGCAGUUCCAUCGGAUUAUUUGCAUAAAUGGCCCUUUUGGCCACUAUUUAAAUGAUGUCCUACACUAGUUCAGUGGGCUAUAUUUGUGCAAAUUUAGCUUAUUUAGCUAGCGGGGAGAGAAUUUAAAAGAAAAACCAUACAGUGCAAAUAAUAUGUUGCAUGGAAUGCUAUGUGGCUUAAUUAGAUGAUUUUGGAGGGUCUUAGGUUCGAUUUAUUUUUAAGGUAUCUAGUUUCACUGCUUUAAUUAGGUGUCAACUGUUUUUGUUGCUCUGGUUAAUAUUCCUGAGUACUUCUAUGGUUAAUCGGUAAUAUUGCAACCUAAAUGUUUAAUUUUGGAACCGCAUUAGCAGAAGUUAAUGUAAUUAAGGUUGAUUAACCUCUUGAAUGUAUUUUUCUUGCAUUUCUAUACGCUUGUU
This is a messenger RNA of Nicotiana tabacum (common tobacco), 1758 nucleotides long. RefSeq names its product mannan endo-1,4-beta-mannosidase 5-like. Lineage: Eukaryota; Viridiplantae; Streptophyta; Magnoliopsida; Solanales; Solanaceae. Gene Ontology annotation, biological process: polysaccharide catabolic process. Gene Ontology annotation, molecular function: mannan endo-1,4-beta-mannosidase activity. The record is from RefSeq and is a predicted model, not a curated record.